AACGAAAGGGAGAAACACACACCAGUAAAACAGGACACAGCCUGGGAGGCUGUAGUGAAAGCCAUGGCCACUGGCUGGAACAGAGAUCAUGUAUCCAGAGGCAUCACACAGGGGUGAGAAUGAAAGCUCCAUACCCACAUCCUCCACAUGAUUUACAGAGAAAGUGGGAGCUGGGAAAAUUCAGAUCUCACUCCCCUCUCAUCCGUGUGAUACUGGAUUUAACUCUCCAUCUCUUUCUUUUCUCCCAUCACUAUCUCUGAAUCUCCCUCUAUCCUUCUGGGGAAGAUACUCCAGGAGACAUUUAUAGACAGUUAUGACCCAAGUGUCCUUCGAAGGGUGCAAUACAUGCUCUAUGAAAUCAAGUGGAGCAAUAGCAAAAGGCCCUGGCAGAGCUGUUGCCAUAGCACUCGGAUGGAGCAUGCUGAAAUCCACUUCAUAGAAGAUGUCUUUCAGGAGCAAAGAUCUGAUCCUUCUGUCCACUGCUCCAUCACCUGGUACAUGUCCUGGAGUCCCUGUGGGUAUUGCUGCAAGCAAAUCAGGGAUUUCCUGAAGGACCAGCCUAAUGUGAAUCUAGUUAUUUAUGUAGCACGGAUCUACUGGCACAAAAGGGAAAUCAAUCGUCAGGGUCUACGGAGCCUGAUGAACCUUGGAGUGUCCAUCCGAGUCAUGGACCUCCCAGAUUAUAGCUACUGUUGGAGAACAUUUGUCUAUGAUGAGGACAAGGAUGAAGAUGAUUAUUGGCCCAGGCACUUUGCUCCAUGGAUAAUGCUAUAUUCUCUUGAACUCCAGUCCAUCCUUCAGAACAUUCCGUCUUGCUUAAAGAUUUCAUCAGUUAAGAACCAGACUCCAGUUUUCAGCCUAUGUGUAGAUGAGAAACAGAAAAGAGCACUCACAUCAGCCAAUCCCUAUUAGGCGCCAGUAUCCUGGCCUGGGCAGCCAACUAGUCUCUGGAAGCCAUGAGUGUCUUGAACCAGUCCAUCAGCUGCUAAGCAACAGAAACCAGUUGACAGGAAACAUCAACCACAUUAAAACUCCAAAACUGUGGGAGGGGAAGAGGAUGCAGUCAGAAUGGGUGCAACAGAAUGACUGCUUUGCUAUCACAGCAUGUUUUCUCAGUUGGUGGGUUACUCUUGCAUGAGCUGAAAGAACACUAGAAUGUUUAAUCAUUCCAAUUUGAUUUAGUUACUCUUAGCCAUUUCCUUGCCAUUGCUUCAGCUUGUAGCCUUUUGAAAAGUGAAUCAUGUUUAAAUGUUUAAUGUCGUACAGUGACUGGGUCAUGUUAGCAUGUAAGGGUUUAUUCCAUCACAGUUAACACAAGAGUAUCUUUUUUAUUCUGCAGCCAAUGCUCUUUCACCAAAUGAACAUAAAAGUAUAUGAUUUGCUUUGUGCAAGCAGUUUAUAAGGAACUAACUCAUUAUGUAUUUACAUAUCUAGAGACCUUAGAGAGGAUUUAUUUUCUGAGGUUAUUUCUUUGAAUUAUGUUUCUCUUGUAGAUUUCUAGAUUUUACUUUGUAUCAUUUGUCAACAUAAAAUUUGAAUAAAAUAUGUAUAAGGAA
Malaclemys terrapin pileata is the source of this 1556-nucleotide messenger RNA. RefSeq names its product C->U-editing enzyme APOBEC-1-like. The transcript is spliced from 5 exons. Gene Ontology annotation, biological process: cytidine to uridine editing. Gene Ontology annotation, molecular function: RNA binding; cytidine deaminase activity; zinc ion binding. The record is from RefSeq and is a predicted model, not a curated record. Bases 346 to 912 code for a protein of 188 amino acids. Gene Ontology annotation, cellular component: cytoplasm; nucleus. Lineage: Eukaryota; Metazoa; Chordata; Testudines; Emydidae.